This is a messenger RNA of Pseudo-nitzschia multistriata, 1529 nucleotides long. Lineage: Eukaryota; Bacillariophyta; Bacillariophyceae; Bacillariales; Bacillariaceae. The record is from the annotation of a GenBank genome assembly.
GACAUUUGUUCUCGUUGUCGAUGCAUGUUCUGUGUGGUGAAAGGCACACGAGUACCCGAAAUCGUCACAGAUAUCAUCGAGAACAAGGAGAGCUACCAUAGUCAAUACAUGCAAUGGCGUAUUUUGCGCUGAAGUUGCUGCUGUUGCUGACAACGUCGACAACGAUCACUGUGCAGGGUUUGUCGUCGGCACCGCAGCGCCAUGAAAUUAUACGGUCGGGUCAUGUCCGUUCCCGCCGAUCUCCUUCGGAGCUGAAUCUGUUCGGUAGGAGCAUGGGAGGGGAGGGUGGYGACAGCGACGGCGACCGCAACGAAAACGAUGGAAGCAGCAACACCGGGCGCUAUGGAAACAGGAGGGGAGGAAUGUUGAGGAAAGACGUCAAGAAACUGGAAUCGGGGUUCGACACGAACCCCAGCAAAACCGAAGCCCGGCACGCGUGGAAGAAGAAAAAAUACCAAGGCGCGGGCCGAGACUAUCCCUCGUUUCUGAAAUCGGCAAUUUACCGGUAUCGGGGCCUCAAACAAAAAAUCAGGUACCUKUUCUAUCGCAAUACGGUGUACGUAUUGGAAUGCGAGAACGACAAGUACUACGUGGGAUCGACCAACAACCGGAAGCGACGCUACCGGGAGCACUUCGAGUUCUCGCGGGGGGGGAGCAAGUGGACCCGGAUGCACAGGCCCAUCCGGGUCGUCGCGGAGUACAAACGCAUUCCCAGCCGGUACCUGAUGGGGAUGGAGUCGCAAAAGACGGCCGAAACCAUGAUCGAGCACGGGGUCAACAACGUUCGGGGGGGGCCGUACUGCUAYGGACGGAAYUUCACCACCUCGGAUUUGUCCAGUCUUACGGCGUUCCUGGGACACUACAACCAGCUGGACUAUAAAGAAUUGUCGCAAGAACUGCGAAAGGUCUUGCCGAGGCCGGAUCCAACGGAAUUCUCCUUUCCGCCACCCGCCCGAAACAACUACGGAGCGAAGAGCAGCUACCGGAGCAAGUCGUAUACGACGCAACCAAAAGGAAAUGCCAURGGCAGCGACGACAACAACACCGAGAGCCCGCGCCCGAAACGUYCCRGCCGCCAAAAACUCCGACGACUGAAAAAGAAACAAAGGGCAUCGAGAAAGGCCAACUCCAAGUGCUACAAGUGUGGCCAGACCGGCCACUGGGCSUACGAGUGUCCCAACGACCCCGCGACAAGUCCCGAGAACCGAACAAAGAGUCCCGCCAAAGUCAGCCCCGGAUCUUCUGCUGGGAACGAUGAAUCGACAUCGUUCGAAGACUCGAUCGAUCAAUGGGUUUCCGCUAGCUAUCGGGAUGUACCUCUUUCCAAKCCGUCGAUAGAGGAUCCAAAUACUACCGUGCCAGAGGGCYCACCACAAAGCGACGAAGACAAGCUCUUCAAUGAAACUGUGGAUCAAUUUUUCCGGUCUGCAUCAAUACCGACCACUUCUAACGGUGAUAACAAUAACACCAACGGAGYUGAUGAUUCCAAAAAUCGUCAUUCUGAGUAGCUUUUACAGUACAUUCUCCCA